UCUUCUUCGCUUGAGGAAAGCGGGGUGGACGUGUGUGACCCGCUGCGGUCGCUGCUGCUGACGCUUUCUGUCCCUUCCCACGCUCAGCUCAGAAUUUCCAUUGGCUUUAUGGAAACCGCUAGCUCGCUAAGAGCACUUUGGAUAAAUGCGACCGCUAGAAGCAAAGCCGUAAAAACUCGAGCCAUGUUUCUUGGAGGGGGGGAGGGAGAUAAAGUCAAAGGGUGGGCUCCGAAGGCAUUGCGCGGCAGCCCCGUCAUCCCCAAUGCGCGUGGAAAUGUGGGAAGAACUUAUUUGGAGAACCAGCUGGAAAGGAACUACGGAAUUACUUCUCCCAUUAGUUUGGCACCACCAAGGGAAAUAGAUUAUAUCUAUUCACAGAAACUUAUUGAAGCCCUGGAGCCUUUUGGUGUAUUUGAAGAGGAAGAAGAGCUGGAUUGCAGGUUAGCUGUUCUUGACAAACUAAAUAACUUGGUUAAAUACUGGAUUGCAGAAGUUACUGAAAAUAAGAACUUGCCAUCUUCAAUCUCAUCUAGAGCUGGUGGCAAAAUAUUCACAUUUGGUUCCUAUCGGCUUGGAGUUCACACCAAAGGUGCUGACAUAGACGCGCUCUGUGUAGCCCCUAGACACAUAGAAAGAUCAGACUUCUUCCAGUCAUUUUUUGAAAAGUUAAAGCUCCAAGAUGGCAUCAGAAAUCUGAGAGCAGUAGAAGAUGCAUAUGUACCAGUAAUCAAGUUUGAAUUUGAUGGUAUUGAGAUUGAUCUCGUCUUUGCAAGACUACCCCUGCCAAGCAUUUCAGAUAGCCUGGACCUUAGGGAUGAUGCACAUUUGAGAAGCCUUGAUAUCAGAUGCAUUCGGAGUUUAAAUGGUUGCAGAGUCACUGAUGAAAUACUUCAUUUGGUACCAAACAAGGAGAACUUCAGGCUGACACUCAGAGCAAUUAAACUGUGGGCUAAGCGGCGUGGAAUUUAUUCCAACAUGCUGGGAUUCCUUGGUGGUGUUUCUUGGGCCAUGCUGGUGGCAAGGACCUGUCAGCUGUACCCAAAUGCUUUGGCAUCAACCCUUGUUCACAGAUUCUUCUUAAUUUUUUCAAAAUGGGAAUGGCCCAAUCCUGUCUUGCUGAAACAACCUGAAGAGAGCAAUCUCAACUUGCCUGUCUGGGACCCCAGGGUAAAUCCAGCUGACCGGUAUCAUCUAAUGCCCAUUAUCACUCCAGCCUAUCCACAGCAGAACUCCACUUAUAAUGUGUCCACAUCAACCCGAGCAAUCAUGGUGGAAGAAUUCAAAUACGGUCUCAUGGUUACAGAUGAAAUUCUUCAAGGAAAGUCGGACUGGCCAAAGCUGCUUGAGCCACCCAACUUUUUUCAAAAGUAUAAACACUAUAUUGUAUUGACUGCUGUUUCUUCAACUGAAGAACAUCAUUUGGAAUGGGUUGGUUUGGUGGAGUCUAAAAUCCGUGUGCUUGUUGGACACUUGGAGAGAAAUGAAUUUAUUACUCUCGUCCAUGUAAAUCCACAGUCCUUCAGUGGGAACAGGGAUCAGUACAAAGAAAGUGAUUAUGUGUCAAUGUGGUUUCUGGGAAUAAUUUUUAAGAAACUGGAGAACACAGAGAGUGUAAGCAUUGACUUAACCUAUGAUAUCCAGUCAUUCACAGAUACAGUUUAUAGGCAGGCAAACAAUAUCAACAUGUUGAAAGAAGGCAUGAAGAUUGAAGCUACUCAUGUGAGGAAGAAACAACUCCAUUUUUAUUUGCCAGCAUAUUUCUUUCAGAAGAGGAAAAAGAGCGUGCCUGAUCUUGGUGGACAUGCUUGUGGGGUCGUGUUGAAAAAGACAAUGGAAAAUGAUAGUGGUUUGGACACUUACAGCAGUGCAGAAGUUACCACACAGUGCAGUACUGUUUCCUCAUUCAAUAAUGUGAUGGAAUAUUGCAGUAAAUCUUUUUCAAAAGGGAUAGAAAGGCCUGAUGUCCUUCAAAAACCCACUAUAUGUGAAAGGCAAGAGAAACCAUGGACCAUCACUCAGUCAACGAUGUCUGUACCAGACUUGAAUCUUACAGCUUCAGCAGACAGAACUCUGCCUUUAAGUUCCAGUAGUGUCUCCAUGGCCAUAGAGCAAAAUAAAAUUCCUCCAACUAUCAUCCUUGCUUCUACUCAUUCCCAGGGACACCUAGAUGGCGUAAAUUCUAUUAAAAAUAACUCUGCACAUAAGAGAGAUCACUCACCAAUCUCUGAAGAUUGUUUUAAGCGGCUGAAAGAUGUAGACAAGCACAGCCUUAAAGACACCCUGACUCUUCCAACCUUUGAUACACAAAGAUCACAGCGGCUUUCUAGUAAAGAAUUGCCAGAUUCAUCUUCUCCAAUUCCAGCAAGUGGUAUGGUUCGUGUUGUUAAAAACUCCAUCAGACUGACUCUUAAUCGAUAGCAGUGCUUUACCAGGCAUCCUAAAGUUACUGGAUCCAUACUACUGUAAUAGAAAGCAACACUCAAAGAAUGAAGACAGAGACAGCAUCUAAAGGGUACAACCUAUGAUUUGCAUAUUAGUCCGUAUCGGCUCCGGCUUGGAUCUCUUGUAACAGAACUGGGAACUUCCUGAAUCACUGCUCCAAGAUGGCGUCAAGGCAGUGCUAUGUGGAACAAUAUUGGCAUUAUGCAUAGCAUCCAUCCUUGUUUAAAAUGGCUUAAUCUUCUAUAGAUUUCUCUCUUCAGGUGUUACACUGUCAUAGUUUCAAACUACUAUUAUAAUUUCAAACACUGUCAUAAUUUCAAACUACUAUUCCUCCAAAAUGUGUGGUGUGUGGGUAUUCUCCUAGUGUAAACUUCAUUCCCUUGGACUGGAUCUUUAUUUUCACUGUGCAAAUGCAUAGUUUUAUUUUAAAUCUUGUAUUGUUCUUUCAGCAGAAAUGUCUUUGUUAUGAAAAACCAAAAAAAAAAUGUCUUGCCUUUAUUUUUUCCUAUAGGGUUUGGCAUGCAGAGUACUUUGCCCUGGUGUAUUUCUAUUGUUAUCAAUGUCAGUUCAAUACAGGGGUGCAGGUAGUCUGAAGCUCUCUCUUAAAUAUAUUCUUAACACUGUUGUUUUAACCCAAAAACCCACGUCCAGUCUCGAUGGUACGCAACGCUGGCUGGCGAUCUGCGUAGCAGGUCACCAUAGGGGUUCUUGUAAAGUGGAAAAAUGCACAGGAGUAUGUGUGUAUAUAUUGGAGGUACUUCUCCUUUAAAAAACAAUCCAUUUGGGAUAUAUGUAGAUGUUCCCCAAAAAGCUGCUUCCCCUGGAGACUCCCAAAAACUAGAGCACAAUUUCAGUCAUUGUUCAGUUGCAUUGAAGCCCUAUAAUAGUCAGAUAUAAAUUUAACUUUGAUGCUUCUCUCUACACAUCCAGCACUCCAAUUUUAAACCAAUGGGAAUGAAACAGGCUUCAGUGUUUAGCUGGAUUGCAUGAUAAUCUAUAAAUAAAAAUGUGAACAGACUCAUAUCUUCAACAAUACUGGAAUGCAAGCAAAGUGGUUAGUGUAUUACUUGAAUUUCAGAAUUGUUAGAGGGCCUCGUAAAACCAUUAUUCGCAAUCCAAUCCAUUUUUUUCUCACAUGUUGAAAGUUCUGAAAAUUAUUUUCCCUAUUUUGGCCUGCCUUGUGAAUGAGUGCUCUUUAAUCUUUUGUGAACUGGGAUUUGGGAAUCAUGAUUUUUACUCAAGUUUGACUUCUGUAGUUUUCUGAACAACUUCACUAGAAUCGGUGUCUCCCUCUAGAAGAUCACUUGACUCUUCCAGACCCAUGUUUCCGUCAGAGCCCAUGGCCUGAUAUGUCAGGAGUAAAUACUGUUUUCAAAUCUUAAAUUUUGUAAUAUCUGCUUUUGUAAAAAAUUAUAAUUGAAACAAAAAAAGUGUAUGCAGAAUAUUUUUGUAUGUACUGUAAAAGAAUUUUUCAAAGAAAUGUAAA
Molecule: messenger RNA, 3928 nt
Organism: Pantherophis guttatus
Lineage: Eukaryota; Metazoa; Chordata; Lepidosauria; Squamata; Colubridae
Source: RefSeq, a predicted model, not a curated record